Procambarus clarkii (red swamp crayfish) is the source of this 2722-nucleotide messenger RNA. Lineage: Eukaryota; Metazoa; Arthropoda; Malacostraca; Decapoda; Cambaridae. The record is from RefSeq and is a predicted model, not a curated record.
AAUGGCAUCCUGUUGUCUCUCCUGAGCUGCGUGGAUGUGUUAUUUUUACUGUGUUAAAGUGAUUGCUCUCUCUUGGUGUCCUAUUAACCUCUUUAUUGAAUAUGAACAAUAAUUAAUAUGACUUUUGCUUAUAUGGUGAAGAAAGUGUUUCAGUAAAUGCUGGCUGUAAAUAAUAUCAGUGUCAUUUGUGUUCAUUGAGAACAAAAUUUGUCUGAAGUUUGCUACAGUACUUGUAUGUUGUCAUCUCUCUGUAAUCUUCAAGACUUUACAGUGGCCAGUCAUGGUUUUGUGGUACUUCUCUGAUGCUUUGUACCAGCUUCAAGAAGAAGCUCCUAAGCCAGCUGCCAUCUUAUGCACCGAUAGACCACCCGACAGUCCCCCUUAUUAUGGCCUGGAGUAUCAUGGCAGAAUUGGACGACACCUGUGUCGCGACUUACUCACACUUGAAGGGACAUAUCUUGUGCGGCGCAGUGAGAAGGCCGAAGGUUUUUGCACACUUAGUAUGCGAUUUAACAAUCAAAUUAAACACUUUCGUUUAUACUAUGAUGGCAAAAAGCAUUAUGUCGGUGAGAAGCGUUUCGAUACUCUGCAUGAUUUAGUUGCCGAUGGACUAGUCACACUGUACAUAGAGCUGAAGGCAGGCGAACGUCUCAAGACAAUAUCAGCUGGUUCUUAUGCCAACUCUCCAUAUUAUACUCUUACCAGGUCCAUUCGUAAUCACAUCCAGGCUACAAUACGUACAGGAAAAGAGAAUAACCAGGCAAAUGACAAAGCAGACUCCUCAAUAUUUUAUGUAACGACUCCAGUGGAUCCGGUAAUAGUAAAUAUUGCAGACUCUCCAGAGGUUACCACGCAGCGCCCGCAUCGCUUUGUCAUCAGUACAUUCACUGGACUCCACUGGUGUGGGUUUUGUGGUCAUUUCCUCUGGGGUAUUGUGUCUCAAGGUGUCAAGUGUCAAGAUUGUGGUGUUCGGGCUCACAAGCAAUGUAGCUGCAAAGUCCCUAAUGAUUGCUGCCCUGACCUCAAGGAUCUUCAAAGUAUAUUUGGUGUUGAUCUUACAACAAGCCUUGUGAUCCGAGGAGGUACAGGGGAGGAUGUACCGGCUGUCGUGACUGAGUGUGUAGUCGAGGUGGAGGCACGAGGCCUGGCAUCAGAAGGCAUUUAUAGGAUUCCUGGUUCACAAGACCAAAUAGAAGCUCUUAAGUUGGCUUUUGAAAGAGAUGGCAACCGAGUGAGCUUGAAUGAGAAGGCAGUCGCAGACAUCAACGUGGUCGCUGGAGUAUUGAAACUGUACCUCAGACUUCUCCCUAUUCCCCUUAUCACUACUGACUGCUUCAAUAAACUACAGGCAGCUUGCAAGUUGAGUGAUCCAGAAGCACAAGUAUCAAGCAUCCAAGAGGCUCUCUUGACUCUGCCACCAGCACACUUCGCAACACUCAAAGUUAUUAUUUCACAUCUUGGCAGGGUUUAUGAGCAUAGUGCAGUCAAUAAGAUGAGUGCCACCAGCCUGAGCACUGUCUUCGCGCCCACACUUAUCCAAUCCACUGCUUUUGGUGAUGAUAUUCGACCAGCAGAUCUGCUUGCCUUGGCAAAUACAGCUCAAGAGCCGAGAGUCGUGGAGGCACUCAUUGUGUACCAUCGUGAUGUUUUCCCAUAAAAUACAUUUGUAAUGUAAGUUAUACAAGAUCCACUGAAAAGCUUUAGGAAAGAAAUAUUCAUCAUGUAACUUGUGCCUUUCCCUAGUUAGGCAUGCUUCACUAGAAACAUAUUACCAAGGUAUUGAGAAAUACAUAUAAUAAUACAACUGACCAAUAUACAAUUGAAGUGCUCUUCUCUGAAGUACGCUACAUAGGAUUUGCAACAUAAACAUUUAAUUUUGGAAGACCUUUUUUAAAAAUAUAAUGUAAGGCUUAGUUGAAGUGAUAAUAGUAUAAUUAUUGCACACAUGUGACUCAAGGUUAAGCAUUGCUGCUUGUAUUAGUUAGGCUGAAAAUCGUGUCCAGUAGUUUAAUAAAAAUAUGUUUGUACAAUCAGUCAAGAAAUGAAUGUUAUAGUUUGAUACAUGAGAAAAAUUUAAAUUGGGAAAACUAUUAGUAAGGCAAUCUGCUUUCCCCUCAUUUAAUUGGGAAGAAGUACAAGAUUAUGGUCCAAAUACAUUUUAGCAACUGGUCAUUUUGAGACGAAGAACUGGUGACAAAUCACCUGGAAUACAGUCUCAUGGAGAGCCAGAACCACCACAUUACAGCACGUCAUCUACACCCACACAACACAGCCGCAUGGAGAGCCAGAACCACCACACUGCAUCACGUCAUCUACACCCACACAACACAGCCGCAUGGAGAGCCAGAACCACCACACUGCAUCACGUCAUCUACACCCACACAACACAGCCGCAUGGAGAGCCAGAACCACCACACUGCAUCACGUCAUCUACACCCACACAACACAGCCGCAUGGAGAGCCAGAACCACCACACUGCAGCACGUCAUCUACACCCACACAACACAGCCGCAUGGAGAGCCAGAACCACCACACUGCAUCACGUCAUCUACACCCACACAACACAGCCGCAUGGAGAGCCAGAACCACCACACUGCAUCACGUCAUCUACACCCACACAACACAGCCGCAUGGAGAGCCAGAACCACCACACUGCAUCACGUCAUCUACACCCACACAACACAGCCGCAUGGAGAGCCAGAACCACCACACUGCAUCACGU